UGCUGCUGUACCGCUGCCGCCGCGGCUGCUCGGGCUGUGAGCGCCCAGGAACAGGCCGCCGCGCGCCGCUCUCGGACCCGCAGCCCCCGCCCGCCCUGCCGGGUCGGGCGGCCCAGGGCUGCACCCUUCUAUUCCUCCCUGGCCACAACCCGUCACAGUUGAGCGCCUGUUUGCCUGAAGGUGAUUUCCAGAAGCAGGAGUUACAAGUGUGUAACCCUAACCCCUCCACACCCGGCUUCCUCCCCACCGGCUCCUCCUGGAGGGAGGAAACCCUGGGACUGCUCUCCCGGGACCUUUCUGCAGGUCGGGUCCCUGCAGCACCUGGACACGGCUGCUGCCUGCAGGAGCCAUCCUGUGACAGGAGUCCCCAGAGCUGGCCAGGGGAUGAACCGUGAGGGGGCCCCCGGGAAGAGUCCGGAGGAGAUGUACAUUCAGCAGAAGGUCCGAGUGCUGCUCAUGCUGAGGAAGAUGGGCUCCAACCUGACGGCCAGCGAGGAGGAGUUCCUGCGCACCUACGCGGGGGUGGUGAACAGCCAGCUCAGCCAGCUGCCCCAGCACUCCAUCGACCAGGGUGCAGAGGAUGUGGUGAUGGCGUUUUCCAGGUCGGAGACAGAGGACCGGAGGCAGUAGCUGCGAACCCCUUGGAACACCCUGGAAGCUGGCAAGGCCCAGGAGAUCUGUGUGGACCUCACCAGCUGAGUGGCAGAGGGUCACCUUCUCUACCCCCUGUCCCCCACCCCACCCCUUCCUGUCCUGCCACUCAGGGUCAUCGAGGGGGACACCGGUGGUGCAGUUAUGAUUGGCUUAAAGGGACGGACUCAGAUUGGCUGCGGGAAGAAAUGUUUUUAUUUUUUAAAUCUUGACCAACAGAAACCUUUUUAUUUUUAUUUCUGACUCUUUAUUUUUUAAACAAAAAUUGCGCCUCGGUGUAUGGCUUCCCAGGAAGCUCGCCGAGCUCUGGUGCUUUAUUUAGGUCACUUUUUAGGAAUGUGAAGAGGUCCGAUUGGCUGCUUAAACUGGAAGAGGAUUUUGAUUGGCUGGCUAAUGGGAAAGGGUUUUGUUUUUUUGUUUUUUUUCUUUGAUUGGCUGCAGGUGUUCUGCGGAUCGCACCAGCUUCUCUCUUUUGAAUGCUGAAAACAGGGUUUGGGACGUUGGUUGUUACAUUUGACUUGAAAAAAAGAAAGAAAGAAACCAAGUGCGCUUUGCAAUAUUUAUUACACAAAAAGCUUGCCGCUGCUUUCCCUG
Molecule: messenger RNA, 1245 nt
Organism: Phacochoerus africanus (Common warthog)
Lineage: Eukaryota; Metazoa; Chordata; Mammalia; Artiodactyla; Suidae
Gene: CTNNBIP1
Product: catenin beta interacting protein 1
Exons: 6
Coding region: 385-630 (81 amino acids)
Biological process (GO): negative regulation of Wnt signaling pathway
Cellular component (GO): beta-catenin destruction complex; nucleus; cytosol
Molecular function (GO): beta-catenin binding
Source: RefSeq, a predicted model, not a curated record